Molecule: messenger RNA, 174 nt
Organism: Entrophospora sp. SA101
Lineage: Eukaryota; Fungi; Glomeromycota; Glomeromycetes; Entrophosporales; Entrophosporaceae
Source: the annotation of a GenBank genome assembly
AUGGAAUUAGAUGGCGAAGGUUUUCUAACUGGAGUACCAAUUGAAGAUGGCGUCGACGGUGUUAAUGGUGUCAAUGGUGUUGUGGAUGUUGUGGGUGUUUGUACCAAAUUAAAUUUAAAUAAUGGAUCAAAAUUAUUGUCAUUGUUUGCUUCCGAUUUAAGACGCAAUUGGUGA